AUGGAGCUGAGACCCGGCGCCAGCCAGAAGGAGAAUGUGUCCCCCCGGCCUGCGACCCCCCUGAGGCCAGAGCAACGGAGACUCCCAAAGAGCCUGGGUGUCGUCCUGGGCAGUGGACAGGGCCCGUGGGUGCCCAGGGGCCAGGCCGAGAGUGGAGAGCCGGCCACCACUCCCUCGCCAAGGGCAGCCCUUCGCCAGGAGCCCUGCCAAGUCCAGACCAACCUGGCCAGCCCUAGGCCCCGCCUGGGCCUUGCCCUGAAGGACACGACCGGCCGGCUGAUCAACUCCAGAUUCCAGCAGCAGAGCAACCUACAGCCCCUGGGAGUCUUCCCGCUGCGGGGGGCGCGAGCGUUCAGCGUCCAGCAGAGUAACCUGCGUGCACGGGAGGCUGGCCUGGCCGGGUGUGGAAGCCGCAGCAGCCCCCACCCCUGGUCGGAGCCUCAGGAAGGCUUCUGGCCUCACGGGGUGCCCCGGGGAAGCCCCCAACCCCCAGGGCCACAGGCUCAACCAUCGCCCACCCUGAAGCCGUCCUGGCUUCUGGCCACAGACACGCCCUGCCCAUGCUCCAGGCCCACCCUGCGCUAUGCCCCCACUGAUGGGCACACACAGCCAGGCCCCAGAUCCUGGGGUGGCCUGGGGGACUGGCCCUCUAGGCUCAUGGGGGAACCCCUCACCCUGGACGACCUGGCUGUCCCCGUCAAGAGCCCGGCUCGGGCCCCACCCCAGGCUGCCACCUCCCGGCUGCUGGCCUCCGGGCAGCACCUGGAGCAGGAGGCAGCCCGCCUCAGGUGCUGGGGGGCCCAGGAACCCCCAGGCCCUUCGCCGCAGGAGCCCUGGACCAGCGGUGGCCAGGCCCUCCCUGCUGGCCCCCAGUGCACCGAGCCUGUUCUCACGUUCUGCGGUCAGAGAAAGAAACACCCCCGAGGUCUCAGGGGAGCCGUGAGUCUCCCAGAGACACCGGGGGUCCAGGCAAGCAGCAAGUCCGCGUCGCCACCGCAGACCGCUUUGGAGGUGCUGACUGGGGGCUUCCCUGACCCCGUGCAGGGGGUCCUUCCUGCUUACCCCCUGAGGCGAGGAAAGAGGCCUGCAUGCAGCAGGGGGCAGACCGGGGGCCCCCUGCUCCCUCAAGAGAACAAAGCCGGAAAUCUUGUGAACCUGGAGUCCGAGAGGGCCCGCCGGCAGCUGCUGUCCAGCUGUUUCAGGGCGUGGCAGCACCUGGUGCGGAGGCGGCAGGCAGCGGCCCUGGGCCACCGGCGGCAGCUGUGCAGGGGUCUGCGGCUCCGGGAGGCCCACAUGGAGGUGGCGUGCGGUGGACAGAAGAGGGCCCUUCUGGCCCAGAGCUUCCAAAAGUGGAGACACCGGGCUCAGCAGCAGAAACAAGGGCAGCCCCACUUCCAGGCUGGCCCAGGACCCCCACCCUCUGGGGGAGGCCAGCCCCCAGGUCCCUCAGGAAGGAAGCCAGGGGUGGACCCUGCCCAGAGAAGCAGCCCAGGGAGCCUGAGGGAGGAGGCAGGAGCCCGGCCAAUGCCAUCACGUUCUGGGCUGAGACCAGAUGGAGGAGACGGGAGGGUCCAGAUCCUGCAGGCCCUGCAACGGCUGGCUGUCUUCCUCCUGCGGUGCCAGCAGGAGGAAUGGGCCAGGCAGGAGAAGGGGGUCCAGGGAGAGGCCUCUGGGGCCACGCUGAGGACUCAGAGCAUGGGGAGGCGCCCCCAGGCCUGGUGCUCUCCUGCCGCAGAUACAGCCUGGGUGCCCCCCCUGGCCCCCCAGCAUCAGAGAGCCUGGCUCCGCAGGUGCUUCGGGGCCUGGCGGCGGUUGGUGAAAAGCGGGGCCCAGCCCCGGGAGCACCUGGCUGACCGCCAGAUGGGAACCCCGAGGAUGUGCCUGAAACACUGGGUGUGGAUGAAGCUGCUCCGGGCAUCGGAUGGGGCGAAGGUGACCCAGCUGUCCCUCUGCCGGCAGAAGGAAGGGAUGUGGCCCCUGCUCCCGGAAAGCGCCUGUGGGAACAUGGACCUGGGCAGCUCAGCCCCUGGAGGCCUGAGGUGGGUGGCCCAGGUCCAGGGGCUGCCCCAGGAGCGAGGCCAGGGCUCCCCGCAGAAAGCCUGCUCAAGACGAGCCCUCCAUGGGGUGCUACUGCUCUGGAGGGCGAGGCUCUCCCAGAGCCAGCGGGCUGACUCCUUCUCCCAGGGCGUGCAGCGGCGGCUGCUAAGGCGCAUCCUGAGGGCGUGGCGCUUGAGGGUGUGGGGACCAGGCAACCCGUCAGGCAGUGCCAGGACCACCUCGGCCUCAGAACUGCGGGGCAGCACAGCCCCAAGCCCACAGGAGAAGGCGUCCAGGGCCUCCGCCCUCCUGGAGACGCUUCGGCUGAGCUUUCUGUGGGCAGCUGGGCGGCAGCAGCAGGCGCGGUGCCUCCUGCUCUGGCAGGCGCGGGCUCAGCAGUCCUGGCGUGCAGCAAGGUGGCACCAGCACACCCUUCAGAGGCGCAUCCUCCUCGGCUGGAGCCACUGGUCAAUGGCCCAAGGGGCCCAGAGGAAGCUGGCUGCCCGCUGGGCCUGGGACCGGAGCUGCAGGGACGCGCUGGGCCUGUGGCGGCGGCGGCUGGCGCAGUGGCAGGAGGCAGAGCAGUGGGCCCAGGAGCGGGGCCGGAGACGGGUGCGAGACGCCCUGCAGCACUGGCACUCCUCCUGGCAGAGGCAGCAGUGCCUGCAUGACCGGUACCAGGGGUGGGUGCAGCUGCGCCGGCAGGGCCUGCGCAGGGCCGUGUUCCAGAGCUGGCGGCAGGCGGCAGCUCAUCAGAGACACAGGAUGGCCAGGCCAGAGCGGCUCGCACUUCAGAGCCAUUUCCAGGCCUGGUGUGGGUCUGCGAGAGACGCGGGGACGCUCCGGGCCCGGUGUCGAGCCGUCCAGGCUGGCCUGAGAAGACGGGCACUGGGAGCCACGUUGGCCACGUGGCAGGAAGCCCGCGUGGCCGCAGCCCGGGCACGGGAGUGUCACGUGGCCCAGGCCUCCAUUGCUCUCUGGAGAAGCCACGUGCAGAGGGGCCGGGCAGACAGGCAGCUGAGGAGGGCCCGGGCCCAGCAGGCCUUCAUGGCAUGGCGAGUGGCCCUGGGCCAGCGCUGUGAGGCCCGCCAGCAGGCAGAAGGGAGAGCUCGGGCCAGGACCCAGCUGGCCCUGUGCUGGACUCUGUGGGUGCAGGAGUCCCGCCUACACCGGCUCAGCCGAGCCCGCGCUGCCCGGACGCUGAGCGCCAGGGUCCUAGAGGCCUGGGCCCAAUCUGCCGCCCAGGGUCGUGUCCAGCGGGUCGCCAUCGCCCAGUUCGAGGUGGUUGGGGACAGGCAGCUCCUGCGGGCCCACUGGGCCCAGUGGCGGACAGAGCUGCUCAGCGUGUGGUUGGAACCUCGGAUGGAGGCCCAGGAGACGAGCACCGCCCAUCCCAGGCCCAGGACCGACCUCACGCACUGGCCCGGGCUGGCCGGCAGAGGGCGCCUCCUGGCGCUUAUGGACACUGCAGCCCCAUGGAAACAGACCCGCAGCUGCAGGCCACAGGGCACGGGGCCCAGGCCGCCCAGCCCAGCACAACAUCGCAGCCCCGGUGGGCAGAGGAAGCGGAGAGAAACGUCCUGGGCUCAGAGCGACAGUGCCGCCCAGCUCUGGAUGCAGAGGCCUGGAUCCAGGGCCCAGGGCCGGCCCCCUCCAGGGCCCGGAGGGGACUGCAGCUCUGAAGGCCAGGUGGACAAGAGGCGGCUGGGGAGGAAAUACCUGCGAUACUGGCACCUGGAGGCCCUGCUCCGCCGGCUCCAGGGCUCCCAACAGGCCAGGCGCCUGGCAGGGACAUGGCAAUGCUGGGUGGAUGCUCAGGGGGCAGAGGAGCUGGCGCGGUCGCUGGUGAGUGCUCAGGCAGUGGCGGCUGAGAUGGGUCUGGCGCACGUGGCGGCGGCGGGUCGUGCAGCUGCGGGUGGCUCGGCGAUUACAGCAACGAGCGGAGGGCUGGGUCCUUUCUCAGGUACUGGCGGAGCAGCCCCAGCCCCCAGCAGGCCCUUCAAAAGCCAGCGCCUCUGAGCUGCAGGCCCUCCCCAGGCCCCUUCAUUUGCAGAGGAGGGUCAGUGUGGGUAGAGAAAAC
Messenger RNA from Myotis daubentonii (Daubenton's bat), 4117 nucleotides. RefSeq names its product chromosome 3 C1orf167 homolog (gene C3H1orf167). The record is from RefSeq and is a predicted model, not a curated record. Lineage: Eukaryota; Metazoa; Chordata; Mammalia; Chiroptera; Vespertilionidae. Bases 1 to 4056 code for a protein of 1351 amino acids. The transcript is spliced from 20 exons.